CUGAACUGAAUUAUUGAAAAUCAUGUUUGAUCUUAAAGAACUUGUGCAGUGGUUAGGUUUAGAUGAAUUUGAAAUAUUUACGAAUUUGAUUGCAUUAUUUAUAUUUUCGAUAAUACUUGCGGUUCGUUUGGCUGGCGAUAUAGCAGAAGAGUCAAUGGAUUGGUUUACCGUAUUUUCUCCACUAUUUUGCGGUGACAUUUGCAAUAGUUAUUUUAGCAUAAUUGUUUGCAUUCGCAUGUAUUUAGAUAAUGAUAACAAGCGGAAAGCCCUACAGCGACUCUUAUGGAGUAUUAAAUUCCUUGUUUUAACCGGAGUUUUUAAAUAUUUAUUAUGCUUGAAAUUGUCGGGCGCACAGAAUCUAGAUUAUAGCGAAGUUUUUGCACCAAUUUUCGUACUGCUACAAUUAGUUGCGGUUCGAGCGUGUCAGCUAUCGGGCUCAACAUAAUUUCAGAGAUCGUAUUUCAUAUAUAAAUCCAAAUAAAUAAAAGCAUUAACAAAACUGCAUCUCAAGUCGAACAUUAA
Contarinia nasturtii (swede midge) is the source of this 522-nucleotide messenger RNA. Its product is annotated as transmembrane protein 203. NCBI's taxonomy places the organism in Eukaryota, Metazoa, Arthropoda, Insecta, Diptera, Cecidomyiidae. The record is from RefSeq and is a predicted model, not a curated record. Bases 23 to 445 code for a protein of 140 amino acids. Gene Ontology annotation, cellular component: endoplasmic reticulum. The transcript has a single exon. Gene Ontology annotation, biological process: intracellular calcium ion homeostasis.